AUGAAGGCCAAUCAUCUAUUUGCGGCAGCCAGUUUGACAGGCCUCAGCUACUGUCAGCCAGCCAAACAACAGAAUUCCACUAUCUACAAUCCCAUCCUUCCUGGCUUUCACCCUGAUCCAAGUUGUGUCUUUGUCAAGGAAUGGAACAACACCUUCUUCUGUGCGACUUCCACCUUCCUUGCUUUCCCUGGUAUUCCUGUCUAUGCAAGCAAGGACCUCCAGAACUGGAGACUCGUCAGUCAUGCCUUCAAUAGACCUGAACAACUGCCAGCUUUCGGAAACAUCACAGGGCAGCAAGAUGGUUGGUAUGCUCCGACUCUGAGAUACCACAACAAUCGUUUCUGGAUCAUCGACUCGUGUGUGGGAUCUGACACGGGAUAUCUCAGCACUUCAGACCCCUACAACAACACUGCAUGGACGAACGUCACUCCUACCAACAUCCCUGGAUAUGAUCCUGAUUUGUUCUGGGAUACUGACGGUACCCUCUACUCGGCCUUUGCAAAGACAGUACUGAGCGAUCCCUUUACGACCGAGAUUCAUCAAGUCAAUAUCAGCAUGCCUUCUGGAAACACGACCACAGAUCGUUUCUUAUGGAAUGGUACUAACGUACAACCUCCCGAAGGACCUCACAUGAUGAUCAAGGACGGCUAUCACUACUUGUUGUUGGCUGAAGGUGGUACAGCUCAAGAGCAUCAAGUCACAAUUGGUAGAGGCAAGUCUGCCCAAGGACCGUUCGAAUCAGAUCCAAGGAAUCCUAUACUCACAGCAUACAACACGACCGAGUACUUUCAGACUGUUGGCCAUGCAGAUCUCUUCCAGGAUGCUAAUGGUCAGUGGUGNGGCGUCGCACUCUCUACCCGCUCUGGCCCUGACUACGAGACUUGGCCGAUGGGCAGAGAAACUGUUUUGUACCCUGCAACAUGGGAGAAGGGACAAUGGCCUGUUUUAGGAGGUCCUGUCCGAGGCAUGAUGGAGGCGCCUCUACCUCCGGUCAACAAGAACAUCCGUGGCAACGGCGCUUUUGUGAAAGAUCCUGAUCACUAUACGUUCUCUCCUGGCUCCUCAAUCCCGUCUCACUUCUUAUACUGGCGCUUCCCUCAAACUCAGAACUACGCCGUCUCUCCCAAAAGUCACCCCAACACUUUGAGAUUGCUACCGUCUCGUGCCAACUUGACUGGAGACUCCGCUUUCGUCCCUACCGAUGGCAUUACCUUCAUUGGUCGUCGACAGACAGAUACUCUUUUCACCUACAGUGUGGAUGUCGAUUACUCACCCUCUGAAGUUGGAGAAGAAUCAGGGAUCACUCUGUUCCUCACACAAAGCUAUCACGCUGAUCUCGGUAUCGUCCAUCUCAACAAGACUGGCAACUACCUCCGUUUCCGCGCCGAAGGAACCAAUGCACCAGAGGAAACUAUAAUUUCAAUCCCUCAGAAAUGGUGUGACCAAGGCAUGCAUUUGCAGAUCCAAGCCUACAACAUUACGCACUUCUCCUUCUCUGCUGGUCCAAAGGGUGGACAACUCAANAAGAUAGCCACUGUCCCCGCCACACUUGUCUCGAACGGAUUCACUGGUGAGCAAUUUAUCUUGUCACAAACUGUUGACGGGGUCGCUGACAUGAANACAGGUUCUUUCGUCGGUGUGUAUGCAACUAACAAUGGUAACACUAAGGGCAAGACACCUUCAUAUAUCAGCAACUGGAUUUACCAAGGUCAGGGCCAGUACAUUGGCAACGGGGAGUUCUACCCAAGCAAUGGUCAGAAGUCAGGAGCAGGUUUCUAG
This is a messenger RNA of Aureobasidium musti, 1779 nucleotides long. The record is from the annotation of a GenBank genome assembly. Lineage: Eukaryota; Fungi; Ascomycota; Dothideomycetes; Dothideales; Saccotheciaceae.